Messenger RNA from Microstroma glucosiphilum, 486 nucleotides. Its product is annotated as histidine-phosphotransfer domain, HPT domain-containing protein. Gene Ontology annotation, biological process: phosphorylation; phosphorelay signal transduction system. The annotation marks the transcript as partial. Gene Ontology annotation, molecular function: histidine phosphotransfer kinase activity; protein histidine kinase binding. Gene Ontology annotation, cellular component: cytoplasm; nucleus. NCBI's taxonomy places the organism in Eukaryota, Fungi, Basidiomycota, Exobasidiomycetes, Microstromatales, Microstromataceae. The transcript has 3 exons. The record is from RefSeq and is a predicted model, not a curated record.
GUGACUCCUCAGGCCGAGGCCGAGAGUUCGACUGUCCCUAGCUUCGACUCGACGAUUGAGAGGGAAGUCUUUGAUCAAUUGCUGGAGAUGGACGAUGAGGACGAUAGGACCUUUUCGCAGGAAAUUGUUUGGAACUUCUUUGAACAGGCUACCUCCACCUUUGCCGACAUGGAUACAGCUCUAGAGGAGAAGGAUCUGGCAAAGCUCUCCACACUAGGACACUUCCUCAAAGGCUCAUCAGCAGCAGUGGGAGUGGCUCACGUGAGGGACCUGUGCGAAGCAAUGCAGCAUCUCGGCAAGCUCCACGACGAAUCAGGGGUAGAGGAUAUCAGCCGUGAGGAAGCUCUGAGUAAACUUCAGACGACCAUCAAGGACGUCAAGGCACGCUAUCAAGACGCCGAGGCUGUUCUCAAGAAGUUCUACGAAGACGAGGGCAUGCCAGGUGGACCUGAUGGAGCUGACGAGGGAGAGGAGGAGGACGACUGA